AUGGUUAUCAUCAAAGAGUGUGAUGAUUUUGGAAAUAAAAGACGCAACAAUGAUGAGGAGCAGAGAGUCAUAUGGGAGGAGUGCAUGCAAGAGAUGAGAACUGCUUUAGGUGUAGAUGAGUACGCACGAGUCAUGAGUAAAGUUUAUAGUGAAAUUUUUACUUCUGAAAGUGAUUCUGACCCCGAUUCUUCAGGUUCCGUAGAGGUCUUGAUGGAAACUUCCGUCUCCUUUAGUGGGGAGGUGAUGGGUUAUGAUCAAAUCUCCAUGAAUGAGGUGGAGAUAGCGAAGCUUCGCUCUCUACGAAAGGUGUCCUCGAUUGGGAAUGAGGACAUGUGGUCCUGGGGGGCAUGCAUCCCUGGCAAACGAGUUUGUAUGUCCCGACCAAAUGGAGUACAAGACGAGUGGUUUUAUUUCUACGCCAGAGUGUUGGAAGAUAUGUUUAUACGUAUUCCUUUUAUUGAUUUUGAAGUGGAUGUGCUGAAGACGGUGAACGUAGCCCCUUCUCAACUUCGCCCUAACAGUUGGGGCUUUAUCAAGGCUUUUGAAAUGAUUUGUGAAGUGUUGGAUGUGACUCCUACCAUUGGUCUGUUUUUUUUCUUCUUAUUUUGA
Messenger RNA from Vicia faba (fava bean), 609 nucleotides. Lineage: Eukaryota; Viridiplantae; Streptophyta; Magnoliopsida; Fabales; Fabaceae. The record is from the annotation of a GenBank genome assembly.